Artibeus jamaicensis (Jamaican fruit-eating bat) is the source of this 9159-nucleotide messenger RNA. It is a transcript of the gene ABCC4, whose product is annotated as ATP binding cassette subfamily C member 4. The record is from RefSeq and is a predicted model, not a curated record. Gene Ontology annotation, biological process: transmembrane transport. The transcript is spliced from 31 exons. Gene Ontology annotation, cellular component: plasma membrane. The coding region runs from base 572 to 4552 and encodes 1326 amino acids. Lineage: Eukaryota; Metazoa; Chordata; Mammalia; Chiroptera; Phyllostomidae. Gene Ontology annotation, molecular function: ATP hydrolysis activity; ATP binding; ABC-type transporter activity.
GAAGGCGCCAGCGAGGGCCUCCGGCAGCUUUCUCCGGGUCCUCUGAAAGCCGCCGGCCAGGGGGCGUUUUGAGCAGCAAGGGCGGACAAAGCCUCCCCUCUCCACGGCUCGGUGCCUUGGCUCGGAGCUGCAGUUCAGGUCAAGUUUGCGGCUAGAUGUGAGCACCUGGGGGCCCGGUGGUUCGCCUACGCAGCUCCAUCCAUCCAGCAGUGCCCGUGGCCUCGCACUUGCGCGUGGCUUGCGGCAGCGGCCGCCCAGCCUCCCACUCCUCUCUCGGACCUCGGCGCCCGGCGUCUCCCAAUUCCCGGCUCCCAGCAGGGGAGGCAGCGGCUGGAGCGGCGGCGGCGGCGCGCAGCGGGAGCCCAGACGCAGUGUGGCCGGGAGGUGGAGGCGGGGACCUGGCGGGCCGCCAGCGCCUGGCUCCCGGAAGCGGGUGGUUCCCCGGCUUCAGCGGAGCGGACCGGCGCGGUCGCCAGAGCUCCAGCAUCCGCGUCUGCGCCUCCACGAGCCGCGGGAUCUGCACCGCCGCCCGAGCAGCGCCACCCCAGCUCUCGGCUGCCUGGCUGGCAAGAUGUUGCCGGAGUACGAGGAGGUGAAGAAGGCCAACCCGCUGCAGCACGCGAACCUCUGCUCGCGCGUGUUUUUCUGUUGGCUGAACCCCCUGUUUAAAAUCGGACACAAACGGAGAUUAGAAGAAGAUGAUAUGUAUUCAGUGCUUCCGGAGGACCGCUCAAAGCAUCUUGGGGAACAGUUACAAAGGUACUGGGACAAAGAACUUUCGAGAGCCGGGAAUGACGCACAGAAGGCUUCUUUAACAAAAGCAAUCAUCAAGUGUUACUGGAAGUCCUAUUUAAUUUUGGGACUUUUUACAUUUGUUGAGGAAAGCAUCAGACUAGUCCAGCCCAUAUUUUUGGGGAAGAUUAUUAAUUAUUUUGAAAACUACGACCCCACCGAUUCUGUGGCCCUGCAAAAAGCCUACAUGUACGCCGCCAUGCUGGUGUUCUGCACGCUCAUUCUGGCCUUGCUGCAUCACCUGUACUUUUAUCACGUUCAGUGUGCGGGCAUGAGGCUAAGAGUUGCCAUGUGCCACAUGAUUUACCGGAAGGCUCUGCGCCUCAGUAACGUGGCCAUGGGCAAGACGACCACGGGCCAGAUCGUCAACCUGCUGUCCAACGACGUGAACAAGUUCGAUCAGGUAACGAUAUUCUUGCACUUUCUGUGGGUAGGCCCACUGCAGGCCAUCGGGGUCACGGUCCUGCUUUGGAUGGACAUUGGAAUAUCCUGUCUUGGCGGCAUGGCCGUUCUGAUCAUCCUUCUGCCUUUGCAAAGCGGCUUCGGCAAGCUGUUCUCCUCCCUGCGGAGCAAGACCGCAGCUUUCACAGACGCCAGGAUCAGAACCAUGAAUGAAGUUAUCACCGGCAUCAGAAUAAUAAAAAUGUAUGCCUGGGAAAAGUCAUUUGCGGACCUUAUUACCCAUUUGAGGAGGAAGGAGAUCUCCAAGAUUCUGAGAAGUUCCUGCCUUAGGGGAUUGAAUCUGGCAUCGUUUUUCGUUGCGAGCAAGAUCAUCGUUUUCGUGACCUUCACUGUCUACGUGCUCCUUGGCAACGUGAUCACGGCCAGCCGCGUGUUUGUGGCGGUGGCACUCUACAGGGCCGUGCAGUUGACGGUCACGCUCUUCUUCCCCGCAGCCAUCGAGAAGGUGUCAGAGUCCAUCGUCAGCAUCCGAAGAAUCAAGGACUUUCUGUUGCUCGAUGAGAUAAAAGAGCCCAGUGUGCUGCUGCCCUCAGACGGUAAAAUGGUAGUGCAUGUGCAAGAUUUUACUGCUUUUUGGGAUAAGGCGUCAGAAACCCCAACGCUGCAAGGCCUUUCCUUCACCGUCAGACCUGGCGAAUUGUUAGCUGUGGUUGGACCUGUGGGAGCCGGAAAGUCAUCGCUGUUGAGCGCCGUGCUGGGCGAGCUGCCGCCACACCAGGGACUGGUCACUGUGCACGGAAGGGUCGCCUAUGUCUCUCAGCAGCCCUGGGUGUUCUCAGGCACCGUGAGGAGUAAUAUUUUAUUUGGGAAGAAGUAUGAGAAGGAACGCUACGAAAGAGUCAUAAAGGCUUGCGCUUUGAAAAAGGAUUUGGAGCUUUUGGAGGAUGGAGAUCUAACCGUGAUAGGAGAUCGGGGAGCCACGCUGAGUGGAGGGCAGAAAGCCCGUGUCAACCUUGCCAGAGCGGUGUAUCAGGAUGCAGACAUCUACCUCCUGGACGAUCCCCUCAGCGCGGUAGAUGCGGAAGUCAGCAAGCACUUGUUCCAGCUGUGCAUUUGUCAGACCUUGCACAAGAAGAUCACAAUCUUAGUGACCCACCAGCUGCAGUACCUAAAAGCUGCCAGUCAGAUUCUGAUAUUGAAAGAUGGUAAAAUGGUGCAAAAGGGGACUUACACCGAGUUUCUGAAAUCCAAGCUAGACUUUGGUUCCCUUUUGAAGAAGGAAAAUGAGGAGGCCGAGCAAGCGUCCGCCUCAGAGAGUCCCACGCUGAGGCAUCGGACCUUCUCGGAGUCUUCCGUUUGGUCUCAGCAGUCUUCCAGACCCUCACUGAAAGAUGGUGCCCCGGAGGGCCAGUCUGUUGAGAACGUGCAGGUUCCAGUCGCCGAGGAGAGCCGUUCCGAAGGAAAAAUCGGUCUCAAGGCCUACUGGAACUACUUCACAGCUGGGGCCAACUGGUUUAUCCUCAUUGUCCUUAUUCCGCUUAACGUUGCUGCGCAGGUGUUCUACAUUCUUCAGGAUUGGUGGCUCUCCUACUGGGCAAAUAAACAGAGCACCCUGAACACCACUGUAAAUGGAAAAGGAAAUGUAACUGAGCAGCUGGAUCUUAACUGGUACUUAGGAGUUUAUUCAGGUUUAACUGUAGCUACCGUCAUUUUUGGCAUCACGAGAUGUCUGUUGGUGUUCUACAUCCUUGUCAAUUCUUCACAAACUUUACACAACAAAAUGUUUGAGUCCAUUUUGAAAGCUCCGGUCUUGUUCUUCGAUAGAAAUCCAAUAGGAAGAAUUUUAAAUCGUUUCUCCAAAGACAUCGGACACAUGGAUGACCUGCUGCCCCUGACUUACCUCGAUUUCAUCCAGGCAUUCCUGCAAAUGCUUAGUGUGGUGAGCGUGGCGGUGGCUAUGAUUCCUUGGGUUGCAAUACCUCUGGUGGUCCUUGGCAUCAUUUUCUUCUUCCUUCGGAGCUAUUUCCUACAGACGUCAAGAGACAUCAAACGCCUGGAAUCUACAACACGGAGCCCGGUGUUUUCGCACUUAUCGUCCUCUCUCCAGGGGCUCUGGACCAUCCGGGCCUGCAAAACUGAAGAGCGCUUUCAGGAGCUGUUUGAUGCCCACCAGGAUUUGCAUUCAGAGGCUUGGUUCUUGUUUUUGACCACGUCCCGAUGGUUUGCUGUGCGUCUGGAUGCCAUCUGUACCAUCUUUGUCAUUGUUAUUGCCUUUGGGUCCCUGGUUCUGGCAAAAACUUUGGAUGCCGGGCAGGUGGGCCUCACGCUGUCCUACGCCCUCUCACUGAUGGGGAUGUUCCAGUGGUGCGUCAGGCAGAGCACCGAAGUCGAGAAUAUGAUGAUUUCGGUGGAGAGGGUGAUGGAAUAUACAGACCUGGAGAAGGAAGCACCUUGGGAAUCCCUGAAACGCCCACCGCUGACCUGGCCCCACGAAGGAGUGAUUGUCUUUGACAACGUCAACUUCAUGUACAGUUUUGACGGGCCUGUGGUCCUGAAGCACCUGACGGCACUGAUUAAAGCAAGAGAAAAGGUUGGCAUCGUGGGAAGAACAGGAGCUGGAAAGAGCUCCCUCAUCUCAGCCCUUUUUAGACUGUCAGAACCCGAAGGUAAAAUUUGGAUCGAUAAGAUCUUGACAACCGAAAUUGGACUUCACGAUUUAAGGAAGAAAAUGUCAAUCAUACCUCAGGAGCCUGUUUUAUUCACUGGAACAAUGAGGAAAAAUCUGGAUCCUUUUAAUGAGCACACGGAUGAGGAGCUGUGGAAUGCCUUAAAAGAGGUGCAGCUUAAAGAAACCAUCCAAGAGCUUCCCCGCAAAAUGGAUACAGAACUAGCGGAAUCGGGAUCGAACUUCAGUGUGGGACAGAGGCAGCUGGUGUGCCUGGCCAGAGCCAUUCUCAGGAAGAAUCGGAUAUUGAUCAUUGACGAAGCGACUGCAAACGUGGACCUGAGAACUGAUGAGUUAAUACAAAAAACAAUCCGUGAGAAAUUUGCUCACUGCACCGUGCUGACCAUCGCGCACAGGUUGAACACCAUUAUCGACAGUGACAAGAUCAUGGUUUUGGAUUCGGGAAGACUGAAAGAAUAUGAUGAGCCCUAUGUUUUGCUGCAGAAUAAAGAGAGCCUAUUUUACAAGAUGGUGCAGCAACUGGGCAAAGCAGAAGCUGCUGCCCUCACCGAAAUAGCCAAGCAGGCGUACUUCAGAAGGCAUUAUCCGGACAUUACCCAGAAUGGCCCUGUGGUUAUGAGCACGUCUAAUGAACAGCCCUCAGCCUUCACUAUUUUUGAGACAGCCCUGUGAUUCUACCACGAUGUCCAGCCUACUCUGAAGACAUUUUUUCCAAUAUUUUUGCACUGUCUGAACCACACUAAACUUUUUUUUUACACUAGAACCAAAUAGUUAACACAUAUAAGACGUUAGUUUGUUUCGAUUUGGACUCCAACUUCAUCCAAUGAUCUCAGGCUCUAUCAAAGUUACUUAUUAUUUAUAUUUAUAUUUAUAUGUUAUAGUAUUUUUUCCUUAUCUACACGAGAAGUACAGGUCACCAACAAAAGCUUUCUACCAGGUUUUGUGCCUUAAGAGACUCAGAGCCAAGGCUCAUUUUGUGAGGUGCGAGACAAUGUCGGAAGAGAUACUUCCCUCCCCCCACAAAUUACAUAUUACUUCCCGGUUCUAUCAGGGAUUCUGUUUACUUGAAAACUGUGUGACGUCACCUCACCGUGUUGUCUUACCACUUUCUUCAACAUACUUAGGAUCCAUUAGUUUCCCCCCCACAGGCUUCCGGCUCAAAUAGCACAGAUAAAACUAAUAGGAAAAACAAAAAAUAUGCUUCAGUGUAAGUGGCGUUAGAGUAGGGAAAGUAUAUUCUCCCCCCACCAAAAAAAUGGAUAUCAUUAAAAUAUAGAGAGGCAGUAUUUAAUUAUAUGUUCCAAAAGAAAAGGAAGAGAAAAAUAAUGCUUUCUCAAAAUAGAAGCACUUGUAGGCGACAUAGUAAUGAAGGACCCAAGUGUGGUCAUUGACCAUCUUUAAAUAUGCAUGACUUUGCCAUGGUCGCUGGUGCAGUUUUAGACGCAGUGUGCUGAUGUUGUCGGGAAAAGGCAAACCGCUCCCGCUAAUUCCUGAAUAGGUAAUGCUCCUCUCAUUUGGGUUUCUGCCGGCCGACCUUCCUCUGACCAUAAACCUUUGGUGUAGCCUUUAUUGAACGUCCUUCUAAACUGCCCACGUGGACUGUGUUGCGUUGGUGAGGAAGAAAACGAAGAUCACUGCAGACACUGACUGCACUCACACAGUGUAUCCUCAGGAUGCAUCCAGAAGGCUCCCGUGUGUAGGCCAACCCCAGUUACGGAAGUUUCCCAUCCACCACGAGAGCAGUUUGUUUAGGCCUUUCUGACUAGCAAAUGGACAGAUCACGCUGCAUCCCAGGGCCUUCUGUGCUCUCCUUGAACUGUGGGUCUUUAGUUUUUCUCGAUGGUGAUGGCUAUAGUAUCUUGGGGUCAAGUGACUGAAGAUUUGACUGUCCUGGUUUUAAGUGGACUCUCGUAACCUCUCAGAAUAAGGUAUAACCACCCUCAACUCGAAUAUAAUAAUACCUCUAUGCCUUCACAGAGCAGGUUUUCGGAGUCUUCAACAGAAACAAAUGUUUUAUAGCAUCAAGCCUUAAACACACACACACGCACACAUACACAGAGCUACCAAAAUGACGUGAGUGCAGUAGCUGUUGAACAUUUUCUGUCUAAAAAUAUUAUGGUCAACGUCUAGUCCAGUGAAACAAUCAGCUGUUUGAUAGUCAAGGUUAGUAUUUCAGGAGACUGGGACAACAGCGAGGGUAACCAUGAGGGUUGUUGAAGCAGUGGAAAUAUUGGAAACGUGUGUGUGUUUAGUUUGUCUUUAGAGGUCAAAGGCAGUUUAAAACUGUUUCUAUGUGAUUUUUACUUGCAUCAUAGAGUUUUUAAUGAAACAAAAUCUAGUUGAAAUAAACGACAGUUUUCAUCUCUGUGUAGAGUUCCGUGCUGUUGUUCUUAGAGGGAUUGCUGGCGCGCGCCCUUGCUGGGUUGAAAGUCGCUGAGUUUUCCUGAGAUACCUCCCAUGACUGGCAGGUUCUCUUGACCUUUUCAUGGGGUGGACCGAACAUUCUCAGCAGAUAGGUGGUUUUCAGGGCAGGUUAACAUAGUUGCUACUGAAGCAAACCCAGUUGUCCCACUUGCAGGAACAAGGAGAGAGUAUUAGCUUAUGCCCUGGGCUUGAACAAGUAUUAGAUUGUUGAGGUUUUUGUUUUUUGAAAGGUUGCUUUGUCCUAGACUAACAAGAAUCAUCUGUUGGUGGUCCAUUUAAAACACUGCAGAACGGGGUUCUCAAAGUAUAGUCCCUGGACCAGCAGCCUGAGCAUCACCUGGGAACUUGUUAGAAGUGCAAAUUCUUGUUUCUCACCCCGUAUCUACCCAGUCAUAACCUCUGGGGGUGGGGGCCAGGAAUCUGUCUUCAUAACCCCAAAAAGGGUGAUUCUGAUGCAGACUGAAGUCUGGGAACCAGUACUUAGAACCUAAGGAACUCCUGGCAUUCAUUAACCCACAGAAAGCCUGGUUAGAUAAAUAGACACAGAGAUUGAAUAGACAUUUCACAAAAGAGAAUACCCAAAUAGCCAAUAACUGGAAAAGUGCUCACUCUCGUUAGUUACCAGGAAAAUAUAAACUAAAACCACAAUGAGAUACCACUAGACAGCCAUUAGAAUGGCCAAGCAUGCCAGUCAGGUGCCAACGGAGCAGGUGGAACUCUCGUGCACUACUGUUCUAGAAGUGGUCAAGGUCAGGCAGAUUCACACAGGACUUGAGCAGAUGGAAAGAAAAUUUUUGGAGCCAUCAGGAUAUCUGACAUGCCUUUAUUCCAGGGUGGGGCAAUACACACGCUGCAAGCCACAAGCCACACCCCAGGAAGUCCCGACUCCCUUAUGUACUAAAUGCAUACAAAGCCGGCAGGAUGCCAAGACAUUAUAUAACAGAGUUUGAUUUUGCGCAUAGGGGCCCAUGCUCAAGGUUACAUGAAUACUGCUAAGUCACAGCCUCUCAGAAGUCAGGAUGAAGGAGCCUGACUGACUCCAUUUCCUUGCAACUACUGUGUGUAUUAAAAUGUGUAUUUUGAGAAAAUGACUUUGAAAACCAGUCGGACAUCAUUGACUCAAGCCACACACUCUGUGAUCCAUUCAUUCUACUCCAAACACACACACUUGUGCUCCAAGAGAUGUUGUGUUCAAGGAUGUUCCUAGAAACAUGAUUUCUAAUAGCCCCAAACUGGAAAUAACCCAAAUGCUCAUCAACAACAAAAAGAAAACAAACUCUCAUAUAUUAGAAACUCCAAAGCAAUGAAAGUCAUUCAAUUACAUCAGUGACACAGGUGAAUUUCAGAAAUUUAAGCCGGACCUGGAAGAAUGUUUAUAUUCCAUUUAUACAAAGUUCAAACACAGUCACAAUUAAACUAUAGUGUUCAAAGUGAAAUAAAAGGGGAACUUUCAGGGUGUGUAAAAUACUCUGGUGGAGCUAGGUGGUGGUUAGAACAGUAUUGGGCUCUUCAUUUAUUUGCUACACUUUUCUGUUGCAGGCUGUACUUCACAAUUGAGUUAACUAAGAACAGAGUUCUCUGCCUGCUUUUCUUUUAGAAUCACUCAAAUUCAGAGGCUUGAUCAUGUAAAAUGGACUAAUCCACAUCUGGGAAACAAUUUUCUGCUUAAACUGUGAGUCUGUUUGAGUUGUCCUGUGAUCCACAGAGAGUGGCCUGUCUUGAAGGUCUUGGCACAUGAGGGUCAGGGUCUCUGUUUUCUCUGAUUAAUGAAAUGAAUCACACUACCUCUCUCCAAUUCCAGGAUAAGUACCAAAGCGAUGAGUAGUAAGUAUUUUCUAAGUUCUGGUUUUUAAAGCCACUUUAUUGAGGUAUGAUUGACAUACAAAGACUGUACAUAUUUAAUAUCUACAAAUUCAUGAGGUUGGAGGUAAGUGUAUACCAUGUAACCACCACGAUCUAUCUAAUCAACAUAUCCAUCACCUCCAAAAGUUUCCUCUUACACUCUUCUGUCAUUUCCAUUUGUAUGAGUGAGAUACAAACAAAAUCGAAUGCUAAAUGCUUUUGAUAACACCGUAAAUGGUAGGUGUCUUACGAAGAAGCAGUCCAAACCAAUUCACGGAGGCAGUGAGCUAGAUUCACUAAGUGUGGUGAUGAUGGAUGAGUUAACUGUUAACGUAGCAACAGGCUAACACGUCCCUAUGUGACCUGAUGAGAUCUGUAUUUUCCUUUCUGACAGUUUGGAGAUACUGGAAGCUCCUUUCCUCAAACCUCAAUAUUUGUUCCAUAUCGAAUUCUGAAAAGUCGGUGAUGUUCAGAAUCUGUUGCCGUGAAGUAUUUGAGACUUAGCAUCUGGAUAUGUCAGUCACUUCACAUAACCAGUUCUGUUUUGGAUGGUUUUUAACAUUCACCUUUACCUAGAAAACUGUAUGACAUUCUGGACCCCACAUCUCAAGAGAAAACCUUCCUUGUCAUUCUGCAGUGGUAGUUCAGGAACCAACAUGCUUAUAUUUGAGUAAGUGGAAUGAUGGAGAAGGAAUCUUUUCACUUAAAAGGAAGAAAAUGGAGAACAUUCAAAUUAAAACAAGAAAAAUGUUCUAAAAGCCAUGUUUAUAGUCAGUGAAGUUUCAUUAACAAAUGACCUAAAACUGAACAUGUGUCCAAAAAAAUUCUAUUCCCAAAGUACCAGAGUUAUGAACUACAAUAUCCCACAAGGAGACAGACUAAAACAUAGUUACUGGUUUCCUCGAGAAAUGCAAUCAAUUCGUGGAUUAAUUUCCACCAAAUGUGAUGUAUGUGUUUGCAUGGUGGAUGUUGAGCUUUAUCAAAUUGAGGAUUUAAAUCAAGAGAUAACCAUA